AUGUUCUCCAGCAUCGCCACCAAAAUCGCCCUCAGAAAGGCCGGCAUCCCCAGCAACGCCCUCGACUUCUCCAACGAGCCACGCAAGGACAAAUACGCAUCCCAAUCCGAAGACACCAACUGGUCCGGCUGGCUCUCCUACAAAUCCCUCCCGCUAACCGUCCACCCGUGGUUCUCACCACCCCCUCCCACGACAUCAGUCCGCCCGAUCCCGCAAAUCGGCGACACCGCACCCCAAGACCUUGAACGCAAGCUCAUCAUCCCGCGUGGUCAGCGCGUUCUCGUCGUGUUUCUACGCUGUGUAGGAUGCGCAUUCGCACAAAAGACGUUCCUCAAUCUUCGAACCCUAGCGAACCGUCACCGCCAAUCCAUAACAUUUAUAGCUGUAAGCCACUCAUCUGAAGCGGCGACCCGUAAAUGGAUAGACAUGCUAGGCGGCGCGUGGAACGUCCAGGUUAUAAUUGAUCAGGACCGCGCCAUAUACGCAGCAUGGGGCCUCGGCACCGCCAACAUGUGGCAUCUUUUCAAUCCGACGACGCAGGUGCAGGGGUGGAAGGAGAAGGGCUGGCUGGGCGAAAAGGUCGCAGAGUCGAUUCAGCGAAAGGGUACGUUCCAGUCGAGGAGUGAAUUGGCGAGCAGGAAGCCGGCCGGGACGACUGAUCAGGAUGAUGAUGGGUUUUCGACCGCAAUGGGCAAUAAGUGGCAGGAAUCGGGGGCUUUUGCCGUCGACGGAAGAGGGACUGUUGUUUGGGGAGGCAAGGCAAUGAGAGCUGAUGAUGUUAUGGACUUGGAUGAGGGUGUCAAGCUUUUGGUGUUGUGA
This is a messenger RNA of Pochonia chlamydosporia 170, 819 nucleotides long. RefSeq names its product ahpC/TSA antioxidant enzyme domain-containing protein. Bases 1 to 819 code for a protein of 272 amino acids. The transcript has 2 exons. The record is from RefSeq and is a predicted model, not a curated record. Lineage: Eukaryota; Fungi; Ascomycota; Sordariomycetes; Hypocreales; Clavicipitaceae.